This is a messenger RNA of Actinia tenebrosa (Australian red waratah sea anemone), 3441 nucleotides long. RefSeq lists its product as uncharacterized. Gene Ontology annotation, molecular function: metal ion binding. Lineage: Eukaryota; Metazoa; Cnidaria; Anthozoa; Actiniaria; Actiniidae. The record is from RefSeq and is a predicted model, not a curated record. Gene Ontology annotation, biological process: proteolysis.
AACUCAUUCAAGAUGGCGGCCAAUUUUGAAAGUAUUUCGUCCUUCACUGUGUUGGACUACAUACCAAUAAAGAAAUACCGGUCUAAAAGAACGGGAAUUCAGUUUUGUUUCGCCCAAGUUCCAGGUCCACUUGUCAAUGGCUACCUGUGCCUAGCAACUGAGGCUCAUGAUGAUGACGGCCUGCCACAUACCCUGGAACACUUGGUCUUCAUGGGCAGCGAAGACUAUCCAUAUAAGGGUUUGUUGGAUUUACUGGCAAAUCGUUGCUUGGCACAAGGUACCAAUGCCUGGACAGCAACAGACUAUACCUGUUAUACCAUUGAGACAGCUGGUAGUGAAGGGUUUAUCAACUUGUUACCAAUCUACCUGGAUCAUGUACUCUAUGCAACACUUACGGAAUCUGCUUAUGUGACAGAAGUACAUCACGUCAAUGGUGAAGGUGAGGAUGCUGGAGUAGUCUACUGUGAAAUGCAGGCAAGAGAAAACAGUGGAAGAAGCAGAACACAUCUUAAACUGUUGAGAAAUCUUUACCCAGGACAUUGUGGACUCAAGUCAGAGACAGGAGGUAUUAUGGCAAAUCUACGGACAUCUUGUAGUCAUCAAAAGGUGUGUGACUACCACCGGCAGUUCUAUCGACCUGAGAACCUGUGUGUCAUCAUAACUGGAAUGGUUGAUCCAGACAAGGUGUUUGAGGCUAUCACACCAUUUGAAGACAAAAUCCUCUCCAAGGGAUCUCUUCCGCCAUAUACAAGACCUUGGCAAGAUCCUAUCCCACCCCUCCCCUCUAGUGUCAACAUUUCAAUCCAGUUCCCCACAGAGGACGAAACAUCUGUAAUGGUUCUGGUUGGCACCAGGGGACCAGGGUCUAAUGAUCGGCAUGGUUUAGCAGCUGUUCAUGUCAUUAUGGACUACCUGACUGACACCUCAAUCGCACCUUUGCAGCAACACCUAGUUGAAAUUCCUGAACCUUACUGCGGUGACGUUGGGUAUGACCUGAUCGAGCAUCCACAAUCCUGCCUCUAUAUUAUGGCUGAUAAUGUUGCAGCAGAAAAGUUAACAGCCACAAAAGACAAGAUUCAUGAAGUCUUGCGUGAAAUUGCCUCCGGUCGGGAGAUAAUUGACAUGGGUCGAAUGGCAUCUGUCAUCAACAGGUUGAUUCUUGAUGCAAAAGACAAGAUAGAGAAUGAUUCUCAUCAUACGUUUGCGGACUUCAUGAUCUUUGACUUUCUGUAUUCAAAGAGUAAUGAUCAGCUGGAGUCAAGAACCAAACUCAUUACUGAAUUGGAAAAUUUGGCAUGUGAGUCUGCUGAUUAUUGGGCAAAAUUAGUAAAGCAGUAUUUCGUAACUGCACCAGUUGUCACGGUUAUAGGAGAACCAAGUGAUCAGCUGAUGAAGACAAUGGCAGCAGAAGAGAAGCAAAGAGUGGAGGAACAGAAGAAGAGACUUGGCGAUGAAGGACUGGCUGAGAAAGCAAAACGGCUUAAGACUGCUUCUGAUGACAAUGAGAUUCCAGCUCCUGUAGAAGUGGUCAGCAGUAUCCCAGUUCCGUCAACAUCCAGCAUCCACUUCCACCCUAUCAAAACCUUCAGCAAUCGUCAUUGCUGCAACUCUGCUAAAGCUGAUCAGGAAGCCUCUACAUGUUUGUUCCCUGUCCAAGAAAUCCCAUUUGCCUUCCAACUGGAUCAUGUCAUGACCAUGUUUGUUGAGAUUACAGCCUUGUUUGACACCAGUGUCCUUCCUGAUGACCUCAAACCAUACCUGAGUCUCUUCCUUGAGGUUCUAUUUGAAUCUCCAUUGACAAGAGAUGGAACCCUGGUACCCUAUGAGCAGGUUGUAGCAGAACUCACAGCGGAUACCCUGGGGUAUUCUGCUUGCAUUGGAGUAAAAGGUUCACGCUUCAUGCCUGGUAACUUUGAACAGCUUGCUACCAUCAAAUUUAAGGUCGAGGCAGAAAAGUAUGAACGAGGAGUCAAAUGGUUGCACGACAUCUUGUUUAACACUGUUAUCACCAAGGAAAGGUUGGAUAUUGUAGCCAAGAAAAUGAUCAAUGAGGUUGCAAGUAUGAAGAGAGAAGGUCGUGUGGUAACCAAGACACUUCUCCAUAGCAUCCUCUUCUCUAAAGACAGCAACCUCUUCACUGCGAAUAUGAUCAGACAGCAUGUUCUUCUUACCAAGAUAGUAGAAGAGCUAGACACCAAUCCUAAAAUGGUCAUAGAUAAAGUAGAAGCUCUAAGAAAUGUGCUGACGAAGCUAUCAAAUAUUCGUGUUCACGUGGCUGCUGAUGCCAAGAAAUUGCCUAGCAACGCUGGUGACGUAUGGAAAGCAACAUUUUCGGCGGAAACAUCUGCGGUUACCAUACCAACAAGUUUACCUAGCGUCCCUUCUACCAGCACCUUCAUUACAAAACCGCUGGUCCACGGGAAGAUUGUUGGCGUGGGCUCAGUCGAAUCGUCAUAUCUAACACAAGUCUCGCCGUGUAUCAAUACAUAUGAUCAUGAGGACUUGGCUUCUAUUAUGGUAUACCUGGAGUGCUUGAUUACCCUAGAGGGUCCUAUUUGGCGUCAGGUCAGAGGAUUAGGGCUCAGUUACAGUUACAGCAUGCGUGUAGACCCAGGUCAAGGGUCGUUGAUAUUCAUGUUGGCGCGUUCAACACAUCUUGUCAAGGCAUACGAGAAAACCAAAGAGAUCGUGGAUGGAUAUCUCUCAGGCCAGACCCUUUUUGACUCAAGCGAUUUGGAGGCUGCUAUUAGUAGCGUCAUUUUUGGGAUUAUUAACCGCGAGAAAAGCGUUUCAUCAACUGCUUAUCAGAGUAUGAUUGCACCUUUCAGGAAUGUUGGAUCAGGAUAUAACAGAAACCUACUCGAGAGGGUUUCCAAGGUAACGAUUCAUGAUCUGGACCGCGUGGGGCAGAAGUACAUCGCCCCUUUGUUUGACCCUCUGACGUCACGGUGUGCUGUGUGUUGUCACCCAUCGAAAGUAGAAGAGAUCAGAGAAGGACUCGGAAAGCUUAACAAAGAUCUGAUUGUCGUGUCCUCCCUCGAGGAAGAAUUCAAGUGGUGAUAUACAUUGAUCCCAUCUAAUGAUUUAUUAUUUAGUAUAUCUAAUAUAAUAACAAAUGAUAUUCCUUACACUACAAUCACUAUGACACACGACACUUCUCGGCAUAGGUGUUUAGACUUCUUGUCGAUAAUGGCUUUGUGGGAUAGGUAGUUUCCGGUCCUACUCUCAAUUUCACCACGGGAAGCCCAAAACUAUUUAAUUUCACCAUUUUCAAACUGCAUUAAUGCGGGGGGUAUGUGCACAACACACAGACACUCAAUGAGACAAAUAAAACUGUAACCGCUGUUUAUUAUCAUAAGUUACUUAUGGUAUUUUACAUCAGUUUCCCCCUUGAUAAUUUACGUUAUUCAAAUAUGAAUGAAUUAAAAUCUAAAAUUGAAA